Messenger RNA from Staurois parvus, 333 nucleotides. The record is from the annotation of a GenBank genome assembly. Lineage: Eukaryota; Metazoa; Chordata; Amphibia; Anura; Ranidae.
AUCAGUGCCCAGCAGUGCCAACCACAAGUUCCGCCCACCUGUGCCCAACAGUGCACCCACCUGUGCCCAGCAGUACCACCCACCUGUGCCCACCCACCAGUGCCACCCACCUGUACCCACCAAUGCCACCCACCAGUGCCCAUCAGUGCAGCCCAGCAGUGCUGCCAGUCAGUGCCACUACCAGUCAGUGCCCAGCAAUGCCGCCAGUCAGUGCCCAGCAGUGAUGCCAGUCAGUGCCACAUUUCAGUGCUGUCUAUCAGUACCCAUCAUCAGUGCCACCUAUCAGUGCCGCCUAUCCGUGACACCUCAUUAGUGCUGCCUAUCAGUGCCAUC